AUGAUCCUCGCAUUCGCCCUCUGCGCCACGGCCGCGGCCUUCGUCGGGCCGGCCGCCGCGCCGCGCACCACUGAACUGCAGCAUCAUAAAGUGAGAAGCCAGGUCGCCGACCUCAAGAUCUACCGCGAGGAGAUCGACUGGGAAACUGGCGAGGUCGUCCAAAGGGAAGUGGUCGAGGAACCAGUGGCGAAGGAGCCGGUGAAGCUCAAGUACACCUACGAGGAGCGACGGGGCGAGGAGGGCCAGAAGCUCGCGCUGCCGCCCGUGUUCGGCGGCGUGGGCGCCGCGAUCGCCGUCGCGGCGAUCGCGGCGCAGGAGCCCGUCGCCGCGCUGUUCGCGACGCCCGCGGUUCUAGGUGCCGCGGCGUUUGCUGUAAAUGAACUCAAGCCCGUGCCCGUGACCUACGUUGGAAACUGUGUGGAAAUCAACCAGUGCGUCGGGUGCACCCGACAAUUCUUCACUAAGUCAUUUCUCGGCGAUGACGUGGCCGUCCUGGCUCGGUCAAGCGGUGAGGAACCGGCAUCGCCACGCCAUCGAGCAGACAUCGCGUCGAUGGCGUGGAGGACGACGCGAUGAUUCAGCACGAACGCGCCGUAAAAUUUUGAUUUCCACACAGGUAGGAAACGAAGAUCGCCUCAAGGCCCAGUUCGACAAGCACGCCUCAGAAGCCAUGAAACUGCUGUUGGAGGACGUGACCGCCCAUAGAUAUUUCGAGGGCGUCCAUUUGGAGCCGGCGUUGAAGGAAUUAGGAUUAGCCGGCCUCGGCCCAGAUCCUCCGACAUUAAUCGAGGCGGAGCUGUCGGGCGGCGGCGCGGACGACACGGACGAGGUGACGCUGUCCCUCGUCUUCUACUCGCCGGAAUGCCCCUACAAGCUCUGGGCCGCGUUAGAUCGGAAAGGUACCCUCGACGCCUUCUUCGGCUGCAAUGCCGAGGUGGAGAAGAUCUCGCAGCCCGAGAAGAAGCUCGCCGUGCGCCUGUCCGUGCUCAAGCCGGUGCAGACGCCGGCGGCGGCCGUGCCCAUCGCGUCGGCGCCCGCCGCGGCCAUGGAGGCGUCGGCGGCGCCGGUCGAGGGCGCCGUCGCGCGAUAG
Pelagomonas calceolata is the source of this 1090-nucleotide messenger RNA. Lineage: Eukaryota; Pelagophyceae; Pelagomonadales; Pelagomonadaceae. The record is from the annotation of a GenBank genome assembly.